AUGUCCGGGCACCCCUACUUUCGGGGACUAAGCAGCAGCUCUGUGCGCUUCAAGAAAAGAAAAUCACGCUUCUCCUUUGAAGAAGUCCGACUGCUUCUGAGCGAAGUGAAGAAAAACCGACACAUACUUGUGGGAAAGUUUAACCGGGGUGUUUCCAGUGAUGUGAAGAAGCGUACGUGGGCGGCACUCACGGCUCGCAUUAACGAAAUCAGCGAGUGUCACCGGGAGAUCCUGGAGAUCAUUAAGAAGUGGUCGGACCUGAAGUGUGACACCAAGCGCAAGGUGGCAGCGAUGAAAGCGUCGGGCGCGUCUCCGUCUCGCAUCAUGCUCGACCUGUCGCCCAUCGAAAGCAUGGUUCACCAGGUGCUCCAGAUGCCUGUGACCGAGGACCCGUCCGGUCUCCGCCCCACGUCAAACCAGAAUGACCAUAAUGACGUCGAUGAUGAUGAAGACUGUAUCAGUCCCAUAAGAAUAGCCUCUCGGUCCGUGCGCAUUCCCAAUGGCAAGCUGGUUGCCCAUGGUAAGGGCAAAGCCUUACCAGCCCCAGUGCCCCCUGACAAACUGGUACCACCUCCAGACAUGAUGUACAGGCAGCAAGGUUUGAGGUUCCAUGAGCCCUCCCAGGAGCAGGAGAUCCCGUCUGUUUUCUCAGACCAGCCAAUCCCCAAGGCCGAACACAACCAUCAGGUCACCAACAGCCCCACGGCUGAGCCAGGGUGUCUUCAGGAGCAGCUAGCCACCAACGCACGACUCAGCCUACAGGAACAGCAGACAACCACCGCGCUCAUCGGGACGCUCUCUCGGUCACUGGAGUCACUGGCCGGGUCCAUUCAGAGACUGGUGGAGACACAGCAGGAGUUUGCGCGCGACUCUUUGCGCAUGCAGCGCGACACACUCCAUGUGCUACAUGACUUCUCUGCCAGCGCGCUAACGAUACUGCACGACAAGCUCAGUGGCCAUCCGUAGCUUUUUGUUCAUCUUCUCCCGUGUUUAACAAAACCAC
Molecule: messenger RNA, 1003 nt
Organism: Chanos chanos (milkfish)
Lineage: Eukaryota; Metazoa; Chordata; Actinopteri; Gonorynchiformes; Chanidae
Product: nuclear apoptosis-inducing factor 1
Exons: 3
Coding region: 1-966 (321 amino acids)
Cellular component (GO): nucleus
Source: RefSeq, a predicted model, not a curated record